CUCUAGUCUGAAAAUCACUGUUUACCAAAUGCAAGUUUUAUAAGAUAACAGAAUAGUUUUAUUAUUUAAUAUUUUAUUAAGAUAUAUGCGGCUUUUUAAUACUGCUGUUGGUGAAAUUUAUUAGUUUAUUGGUGUGUUUUCAAAGUGAAAAUGGUUGAAGAUUUAAGUAAUAAAAAUGACAAUGACAUUCUAAAAUCAAACCCUAACGAAGAUUUGCCGGCAUUCCAAAAUAUUUUCGAGUUAUGGAGGGAUCCGCCAAUGGAAGAAGAUCCAGUUAUCGUACCGGAUAUUGCGGAACUCGUGACCCAACAAACCUUACCGGGCAUUUUAAAUGAUCUUUUUUACGCCGAAAUGAGAACUGCCGAGAUGACGAAUUUAGGAAACAUAUUAUUAGGUUAUAAUACUGAGUCCACACAAGACGAUUCACAAAUCGGACGUUUGUCACUGGCCCACGAGAAGUUGACGCAUAUGCCGAAAAUCGUGUGUGACGAAUUCGGACCGCACAUUAAAAUUUUAGACAUAACAAACAAUAGAUUCAAAAAUUUGGACUUUUUAGAACAUUUCCCGAAGCUCACCACCCUUAUAGCGGACAGAAACCCCAUAAACUCAACAGACACAAACAUACCGUGGCUACCAAAACUCGAAUUGCUCUAUUUAAACCACUGUAAAAUUGACGAGUUGUAUUGGGUCGAAACUUUACGAUACAACUGUCCCAAUUUAAAGUAUUUGUCCCUUAUGGGAAACCCCGUAGUUCCAUCAUUUAUGACUAGGGCCAACAUGUAUCAAUAUUUGCAAUAUAGAUUUUAUGUGAUAUCCGUAAUACCAAAUCUCAUACACCUUGACGAUAAGAAAAUAACAGAGGACGAGCGCAUUCAAGCGAAAAAUAUGUACCCCACACAGUUUGUUCAAAAUCUCUUUAAAGCUACCAGAGCGAGGUUUCCACACUACUUAAGGAGACUCACCGGUAGAAUGAACAAUUACUUUUCUAUUGUCCCCGGUAAGAAGAUCCAAAGGAACGUUGUUAUUUAGAAAUAUUUGUGUGUAUUAUUUCUUUAAUACUGAAUCUAUAGGAUGUGCUAAUUUUUAAAUAAAACAUGUUUUUUAAA
Molecule: messenger RNA, 1106 nt
Organism: Anthonomus grandis grandis
Lineage: Eukaryota; Metazoa; Arthropoda; Insecta; Coleoptera; Curculionidae
Product: leucine-rich repeat and guanylate kinase domain-containing protein-like
Exons: 5
Coding region: 151-1029 (292 amino acids)
Source: RefSeq, a predicted model, not a curated record